Symbiodinium natans is the source of this 2493-nucleotide messenger RNA. The record is from the annotation of a GenBank genome assembly. Lineage: Eukaryota; Dinophyceae; Suessiales; Symbiodiniaceae.
AUGCUCGGGGCGAUGCUUUGGUGCGACCUGAGUCUGAUGCGACUCAUACGACUGUGGAGCCUUCUGAGCUUGCUUUGGACGGACAGCCUGGCCGAGACCCUUCCGUUGAGAAGAACUGUGCAGUUGAAGGAUUUGCCGAUGCCUCUCCUGAGCCUGGGUUUGGAUGGCACCGAGUCCACGGCAGCGCGCCUUGCAUCCUUCUUCGCCGCAGGAGGCCGCCACAUCAGCGUGAGGAGCAGCAGCCCACACCAUGAGCUGCAGGAAGUGGCGGGGGCCGUUGCGGAGGCAGGGUUGUCGUGGUCGGAGGUCUUCGUGUCCGCGCAGGUCGCGGCCGAGGACCUGGGCUACGAUGGGACGAUCAGGGCAGUGGACCAGAUGAUGGGUUGGCUGGGCAUCGGAGGCCUCAACCUCGCCUUGGUUGGCCCAGGGAGGCCCUCACUGGGCAAGAAGCAGGUGCUUAGCACAGAUCCCGCUUGUGCUGGCAGCGACUUCGGUUGGGAGCUCUGUGUUGCUGGCAGCAUUGCGGCUGUGGAGCACAUGCAGAUCAUGGGCACAGUCGAUGCCUUGGGUGCCUAUGACUGGACCGUGCACUGGCUACAACGCUUCUGGCCACUCCUGCAUGAGCCUCUCGCAGCUGUUCAGCUCACCUUUGACACAUUUGCCAGCAGCCAUCGCGCUGCUGCGAAGUACUGCUUGAUGAGGGGAGUGCAGGUCCUCAUGGGCGGCUUCGUGGAGCAACCAGGAGGUCUCCUGCUCUACAUGUUCUUCGAUGCCCAGACCUACUCGGAGGCAGUUGCGGGGCGGGCCGCGUCCGCAUCCGCCGCGGUUGUUGCAGAUUGGUUGGCGACGAAAAAUGUCGCUGUGGUGCUUCCUGCCAGCAUUGACCCUGGGCAGCUUACCAAUCUCCUUGGUCCCGACGAGCAGCUUUUGGCGUCCCGAUCCCUGCUGGAUGCCUUGGAGUUCCGGUUCUGGCCUGUGCAGACGAGUCCAAUGCUGCAUGAAAUCCUUCCUGAGGGUGCAGCUUGCCAGUUCGAUCUCCACGUGACGGGCUUCCUGGAGUGUGCGCUGGCCAUGAAGGACCUGCGGAAGUCGGAAGCUGUACUCCCUGUGGACCAGGGUCCAAGAGGCUGCUCCGUGUACUUGGGCAACAACUGCAACUCCUUUGCUUGCGCGCAGCCGCAGUUUCGAGAGUCUGGGAUGGUGGCCGGUCAUCCCAGAACUUUGCCAGUCUGCCAGAAAAAUUUUGCCAAUCUCCCGGAUCAGGGCCGAACUUUGUUCUUGUCCAUGUGCAUGGGAUCUGACUACUUCGAAAAGUUUUGCGCGCCAUUCCUUGCUUCGUAUCGUAUGGUGUACGGUGGAGUCGCGCCUGGAUGGCACACGCUGAGAGUGUGGGCAGUGGGCGUGAACGCUUCUCAGCUCCAGCAAGCUAAAGACAUGUUUUCUUCGGCGGGCGUGGAGUUCGAAGAGAGCAGCCUGCAAGCACUGUCUCGGCAGUAUGCAGAGGAGCAUGGACACGGAAGCGGGGUGGAAGGUUAUUUGCAUGAGAACUUGAGCUUACCUGGUGUGGACAGCGCUACCGGCUGCCAUGAGUGCGACCCGUUAAAUCCUCAUAUUUGCCUAUGUGAUCCCGGUGUUCACGAUGAGAAGGUCGUUUUCAACAACAUCUACUUCCUGAGAUGGGUCGGAGCGCAGUUUGAAGCAACACAGAACUCUGGCUUCCAGUACAUGGUGUUCAUCGAUUCGGACAUGCUUUUUCUGCGGCCCUUGGACAAGUUUCUCACGCGGCAGCCAGCUGCCGAAUGGGAAUACGCCUUCACGGUCUAUGACAAACUUCAUGAGGUCCCUUGGGGGAGCAACGAGGAGGUUGCGAAGACUCGAAACGGGCAUGUACGUCUGAACGCCGGCAUUCAGUUCUUCAGAUAUACGUCCAGCGUGGCGCUGUACCUUUCCAACCUCGUGCGGAUCACGCUGGACUUUGUGGAGCAAGGGCAUGUGCAAGUUCCGGGUGGAAACGUGCUGACAUGGUACCUGGAAGAGUUCAAAGGAGUAAGCCAGGCAGCGAUCGCUUGGGUGGUUGGUCUGCACAAUCUGCUCUACGAGGAUUGCGAGAUCUGCUGGCCCAAGGCACCGGUUCUGGAGAUGCUUUCGGAGUACGGGGAACCCUUCAAGCUUAAAGCUCAGGGACUCCCAGCCCGCCUACUCAAUCAAGCAGAAUCGGUUGUGGACGGCGUGCUGACGAAAGACAUGCACAUUGUGCACUUGAAAGGCCUCUGGUGGCGAAUCUUGAUCUUAAACUCAACUGCCCAUCCGAUUGAAACGCGCUGCUUGGCGUGGAAUUCCGAUGCGCACAAGCUGUGGACAUCCCUGUACCUGGCCUGGCGGCCACAGCACGUCAUUGACACCGUGGUCCGGCACGGCGAAGGCUGCCCAAGAACGUCCUGGAUGGAAGUUCCUGAAUCGCAGCUGGGCUCUUUGCUGCCCCCUGAUACCUGA